UCUUUUUCUUUUUCUAUAUUCUUUUUUCCCUUCUUAUUUAUUCUUCGAAACCCCUUUUCCUUCCCUUCACUUUUUCCCAGCUGUGGAAAAAGACGUAGGCUUCUAAUAUCUCUUUCUACAUAUCUUUCUCUGUAUUUACUUAUCUCUUUCUUUCCUCUUCUGUCCUAUUUUUUUUCUUUCUCUUUUACGUUCCAAAGGACAAGGUAGGCAAGUACGGAGAAUGUAUCGCGGUGCAGUGGUCAAUGUGCAGUCGUGAAAAUGUGCUUCACGUUUGAAUGAAACCUUCUAUACGUAACUAUUAAGUGUUCGAGCAGACAGGACUAAUUUACUCUGUGAAUAUGUACACGGGAAUGCAAAUUUCUUCGUAAAAUAGAUAUCGUGUUACGGUGAGGGAACAUAAUGACGCUAUCGUUCGGACGUUCAGUGUAAGGAACUCUGACGUUUGCUGUGAAUCCUGAUAAAGGAAGCAAAAGUCAUUUAAGAAGAAAAGAGAAGGGUAGAACAAGGGGAAGAGUAAGUAAAAGAAAUUGAGAAGAAGAUAAAAUGAGCUCCUUCUUGAUGAAUCCAUCCGCCGGCGGUGGCUAUCACCACCACCAUCAGCACCAACAGCCGGCGGCUAGUCAUCAUCUUGCUGCUAGUUCAGUUAUGGUCGACCCGAAGUUUCCACCAAGCGAGGAAUAUAGUCAAAGUAACUACAUACAAUCUACCGGUGCAGAUUUCUUCUCCAGUAGUACCGCAAGCCACCAUCUCAAUCAUCCCCAGUCCCACCAGCUCCAAUAUGGCUAUCACCAACAUCAUCAUCAGGCUGCUACAACGCCGUAUGGAGCAUCGUCGGCUGUACAACUGAACGGUGGAUAUGCCGGAUACGGAGGAUAUUAUGGGCCUCAUCAUCCGCAUCACCAGGUUCAUGCUGUUCACCAUGCAAGUUUGCAUCCUCAUCAUCACGCUGUUGGUGCACUCGCGAUGCCACCGGAAGCACAGCAACCACCUCACACGUGUCCAUCUUCGAUGCAAGCACCACAACAGCAACAACAGCCACCGGUCACUGCGUCGACCGUUCUUGGAUCCACUCCCUUAUCGCCGUCCAUUAUGCAAAAUCAUGUGCAACAGCAAGAAGCUAUGCAGCAACAUCAACAUCAACAACAAAAUCAGCAACAACCUCACGAUGGUAGCGUCUGCAGUCCAGCAGGUUCCGGGUCGUUGCAUCGAGACAACUCACCAGAUCUUCAGCAACAAUCGAAUCAACAAAAUCAGCAUAUACAAAAUGCACAACAACAACAGUCGCAACAUCAACAGCAGCAUCACGUGGACGAUGGAUCCGAUCAAGAUGAUAUUGAGGACGAUCAGAUGAUGGACGGCUCACCUGGUAUGAUGGAGGAAGAAGAAGAUGACGAGGAAAAUGGAGACCGUGUCAUUUAUCCAUGGAUGAAAAAAAUUCACGUUGCUGGUGUUGCGAAUGGUUCUUAUCAACCUGGAAUGGAACCAAAGAGGCAAAGGACCGCUUACACACGACACCAGAUUUUGGAGCUCGAAAAGGAAUUCCAUUACAACCGUUACCUCACGAGAAGGCGGCGGAUCGAGAUAGCACAUACAUUGGUACUGUCCGAGAGACAGAUCAAAAUUUGGUUUCAGAAUCGAAGAAUGAAAUGGAAGAAGGACAACAAGCUACCGAAUACGAAGAACGUUCGUAGAAAGAACGCAAAUGGUCAGGUAGCAGCAACAGCGACAACAACAAAAUCAACUAAGGGAAGCAGCAACAGAACGAAAAGUGUCUCUGUUGCUGCUGCAUCAGCCAAUGGAAAUAACAAUAAUGGACAGAGAAAGAACAACAACAAUUCACCAUCCAGUGGUUUAGAUGGAAACAAUUUGGAUAGUGGAGUUGGCCUCGAUAUGGGUGACGUUCACGGUGUCAACUCGUCUCUUCCUCAUCCGAACGUGGUACAUCCGAGCUUUCAAGGUCACCCUCAUCCUCUCGCCCACCUUCAAGCACAGCUGAGUCACCAUCACGUGGCGGCUGGAAUGAUGGACGGUCCAACAACGAUCGGACCAACGAUCGGCUCUACGAUCGGUCCUACGAUCGGUCCUACGAUCGGUCCUACGAUCGGUCCUACAAUCGGCCCUACUGCUGGACCAAUGGGACAUAUGUCUUCCGGAAGCAUCAGUCCACUUGAACCAGCCACCAGUCCUCCUGGACUUUCUCAAGUAUCGUCCUCUGUUGUCCCACCGCCACCGAUAAAAUCAGAUUAUGGACUGACUGCUCUGUAACACCCGCUUACCGAACAAUAUCACGAUCAUCGAAUUUACUCUAUUGGUGUUUUCGACUACGAUCUCGCAGUUGGAGGAACCUGAACUCGAUUACUCAUUUCGAUAUUUGCUGACAAUUCUUUUAGUUUCUCCAAAUUACAUUGUCUCUUAUUUCGUUUCAAUCAUUUUUCUUAUCCUCUCUUCUGAUUUUUUACAGCAGAAAUCUCAAGGUUCAUAUAAAAAAAACUGAACAAAU
Messenger RNA from Polistes canadensis, 2500 nucleotides. RefSeq names its product homeotic protein deformed (gene Dfd). Gene Ontology annotation, molecular function: RNA polymerase II cis-regulatory region sequence-specific DNA binding; DNA-binding transcription factor activity, RNA polymerase II-specific. Gene Ontology annotation, biological process: anterior/posterior pattern specification; regulation of transcription by RNA polymerase II. The record is from RefSeq and is a predicted model, not a curated record. Lineage: Eukaryota; Metazoa; Arthropoda; Insecta; Hymenoptera; Vespidae. The coding region runs from base 544 to 2265 and encodes 573 amino acids. The transcript has 2 exons. Gene Ontology annotation, cellular component: nucleus.